UACUACUUAGUGAAUGAUGAUGCUGACAAAAUGAAUAUUGCGUAUACGAAAGUUCAAAAACUAUCUGUAAAUGGAAAGCAUCUAAAUGUCCGGAGUGCCAUUGAAAUAUACAGCUUUGUUUAUAAUUUAUUUCGUUCAUUCUACCAAUGUGCGCCAUUUACCUGUGUGGCAGAUGUUAAAAGUGAAGAAGGCAAAGCAGAAAAAAAAGAAGCACGCAUUAAAAGUAUUUUUCAGUCCCACUGUCCGUACAUACCAAAGAGUGGCGUCUUCAGACUGCGUGGAAAAAGAGCAAUUGUAAAGCCAACUCUCGGAAAAUACAACCUGUAUGAGACUAUAAGCUUGACUAGCGAUGGCUCCAACUCAAUGGUCAUAGAACAACAAAAUCCACUAUUUUUAAAUGUAGCAUAUCAAUGCUCCAAAGAACACUAUCAUGUGCAGCUAGUUGAUAACACCCGUCAUACCGUAAAACUCAUUCCUAUUCCAUAUCCUCCCUAUUGUAAAAAUUACAGUUCUAAAGAUGGAUCUAUACAAAGGAAAACUCAUUCAAUUCGAUAUAUAGUAAACUACCUAAAAUCUAUACUGAAGUCAACCUAUCCAGAGAAGAGUUCAGAUUUUAGUGUCUACCCAUUUGAUUAUAGCAGACAUAAUGGAAAAUGGGCAUUAAUAGAUGAGAAAUUCACUCGGCAUAGGGUGAAAGAAUUAGAUAAAUCUCUAGAUGAAAUGAAUGCCAUUGGAUGUGAUGUAGUCUUCUACUACUUUGAAGAUUGUCUACCCCAAAAUCAUUUUAGAUGUAUAGAUUUCCAAAUCUCAGUUAACCCGAACUUCAAAACCCUCCGAAUUCCUUUAUUCCUUACAAACUUUAUGCUGACGAGUACUAUAAUUUCCCCGUAUAUGUGGAUUUGUGAAACAUAUAUUCAAACCGAAAAAAUUUGUAAUAAUCCCAAUGCGAAAAAAAGGAUUGAACCUACUAAAAUGAUCAUCGAUACAGCUGCAACCAGCCAGAACUCAUCUGCCAUAUUACAAAGUAAGAAUGAACCUCAACCAAAAAGAAGCUACAUUAAUUACUACUACAGUGACUUUUUGGUUCAAGGUAUAUAUGACUACAGAUUUUGCAGAGAAGAAUGCUUUAGUAUUCUUGCCAUAGACAAUAAUAUAAUUACCCGUCUACUAUCUACAGACUGGUAUACACAGAUAAAGAAAAGCGUACGCGAGUAUACAAACUACUGUUUUAGUAUAAGUACAGCUCAGAAACUUCUGAGAGAAAGUCUGCUGCGAGACAAAAAAGAGGUAGCUCCAACACUUCUGGAUAUAUUGCAGCGCGAGAAUUUAUCUGGUGACAAAGUCACAUACGGUUUGUGCAUCUAUCAUAGAUUUUUAGAUGGCAAGGAAGUUGCUGCUCCAAUUAUGUGCGAGAAAAUGCGAAGGCUUUUGAGCGAGAACAUUGAUGAUGACCUUAAGUCCAAGCAUGCAAAUUGGGAAAGUGAUAUUCUUCCUCCACGCAUUGAUAUUGAAGACAUAAAAGAGAGUACUUCUGUCUUUAUCACAGUAAAAGCCUUUAACUACACACAGGCAAAUCUUGGAAUACACUAUGACAUGCUAGCUGCUCUCUUCCAUAACAACAAUAAAUCCACACCAGCAACAAAAAGAAAACCGAAAUCAGCACUAACACCAGAACUAGCACCAUUGCUAUCACCAGAACCAAAAUCAGCACGAAACCCACCAUCAAAUGUUGCUACUAGAAAGUCUUAUAGAACGAUUAGAGCUAGAGUUAUUUACACCAAGUAG
Messenger RNA from Nematocida ausubeli, 1785 nucleotides. RefSeq lists its product as uncharacterized. The transcript has a single exon. The annotation marks the transcript as partial. Lineage: Eukaryota; Fungi; Microsporidia. The record is from RefSeq and is a predicted model, not a curated record.